Molecule: messenger RNA, 3233 nt
Organism: Sphaerodactylus townsendi
Lineage: Eukaryota; Metazoa; Chordata; Lepidosauria; Squamata; Sphaerodactylidae
Product: putative nuclease HARBI1
Exons: 5
Coding region: 464-1822 (452 amino acids)
Source: RefSeq, a predicted model, not a curated record
UGUCUUGGCGGGAAGGUUUUUAUUCUGGUCCUUUGUUGCGAGAGUGUCAAGCUGGUAGCGUGGGAAGGAAAUCGAAGUAUUUCCAAGGCUCUUAUCAUGCACCCAGGAAGGACUUUGCACCUUCCAGGCGUUUCUGGCUGUCUUUGCAGCCUUUGAAUGCGGCUGAAAUAUCCAGCAUGUCGAAGGAGGAAUCCUAAAAAGCCCAGAUACUCGCAAGCAGCCAGAGGAUCUAAAAUGGGAAAGAUCAGGAGCUAAAUGCUUGGAGAAAGCAUUUCUAGAACAAUAGGCUUUGGAGAUAGCUGUGAAACGUUGGCAAAGUAGGAUGGUGUCGUCAGCUUGUAACCGAUGCAUGAAGAUGAAAGCAAACUUUUGAAGCCAGAGUGAAGAUUUUGCAUUCACUGGCGCCGUUUUAGCUGUGGAUCUCUGCUUCGAUUUGAGCCCGGACCUUGACGGCGCAUUCGCAAUGGAGCUGGAAGAUUUGGCCGUGUUGCUGUCGCUGCAGAUAUUGCUUCUCUUGCAGGAGAGGGUGCAUCUGUGUCUCAGGUUCUACCGCAGGAUGCAGGCCCGGCGAGCAGAACUUUUUCACCAAGCGAUCCACCCUCAGAGGCCGGGUAUUCGGGCAACCAGUAGGGCAAGGAGAGCCCUUCUUGCUAGCACCGACCGCCGUUCAUCUCAGAGGGCCAGGCAUGGUUGGUUCGCCCUGGCGUGCACCCCCAACCCUCCUCGCUUCUGGGUGUACCCCAGGAGUCGUGACUGGUGGGAGAAUUGUGUGAUGGCUUUUUGGGGCGACGAGGAGUGGCUCCACAGCUUCAGAAUGACCCGGCAGACCUUCAUGGAACUUGUGGAAACUUUGCGGGGACGCCUGCACCGAGCGACCACCACCAUGCGGCAGGCCAUACCCGUGGAGAAGCGGGUGGGCGUGGCCCUGUGGUAUUUGGCCAGCCCAAAUACGUACCGGGAGGUUCGUGAACAGUUUGGGGUCGGACUGUCCACGGUGGCCGAAAUGGUGGUGGAGGUUUGCCUGGCGAUAGAGACGGAGCUCUUCAACAAAACGAUCUGUCUCGGUCCUGAUGUGGCAACGGUGAUGGCCGGCUUCAGCCAGUUAGGUUUCCCACACUGUGUCGGAGCCCUGGAUGGUUCUCGCCUGCCAAUCAGGCAUCCUGGGGGGAGGUCAGCUAACUAUGCCAACCAAAAAUGUUUCUCUUCCAUCCUCCUGUUGGCCACCGUCGACCACACCGGACGCUUCAUUGACGCAGAGAUCAGUCACUCUGGAAAGAAUCACGACGCACUCGUCUUUGUCAAUUCCAACCUGUGCAAAGCAAUGGAUAAGGGGUUGUAUGUUCCGGGCAACCCGACUCUAAUCCUCGAAGGGGUCAGUGUGCCACCCCUAAUUUUGACUGACGGGGCCUUCCCAAUGCGGAGGUGGCUCAUGAAGCCGUACGCACCACCGCACAACGCGCAGGAGAUGCGGUUCAAUUAUCAGCUGAGUCGGGUCCGGAAUGUGGUGGAGUGCGCUUUGAAGAGACUGAAGGCGAGGUGGCGUUGCCUCACCGCCAAACUGACCGUCUUCCCCCAAAACGUGACUUCACUAGUAGCAGCCUGUGUGGUGCUCCAUAACAUCUGUGAGGCAAAGGGCCAUGAGGUGCCCCAGACUGCCACGGAGUCCGGACCGAUGGUGUCACAGCUGACCAACUCAGACACCGCAGUAGAGAGAAUUGACAGUCCCGAAGGGUACGAUCCUUGCGAUGACUUGAAUCUCAGUGAAGGGGAAGCCGUCCGGGAUGUGCUUGCACGAUUCAUUACAAGCGGGAGUGCGAGAUGACGGUGGGGGGGCUUGAACUAGUAAUGUUCAACGUUGGUCUGAGAUUUCACAGUUUACAGAUUGGAUGUGGCACUGUUGGUUAUUUCCAAUGAUCUGCAGCACACUUCUGCUGUUCAAAGGUGUGCUGUGGAGUUUUCCCUGUUUGUGUGUGUGCAGUCGUUACACGGUUAUAUUUUUUCAAUCAGAAAUUUUAAACGCUUUUUUUUUGCACAAAACUGUGUUUUCUGGUAACAGGAUGCCACGCUUUCUAGUGUGCUCCGCCAAACAUCACUCUUCACGCAUAUGUGGGUGAGGGAAAUUGCUGUGGAAAGUGUGGUUAAAAAUAUGGAGCUUCAACUCCACACAGACACGUUUCCUUUGAAGUCGAUUCCGUGGACUUCAAAAUUGUUCCCAGUAAAGUGCACAGAACUGGUGCCACCAGCUUCAGACGUGGGGCAGGAGCGUAGGUCCACUACGUGCCCCCUUUCUAUGGGGGACGCAGAGGGCUGGCUGGCAGAGUGGAGCAAUUAGGAACACAGAUGAGUCUCAGCAUAAUUUCUCCAUCUUCUGUAAUCACCCUUAAGAACUCCUGCUUCACUGAAAAUCCUUUUGCUGGGAUCAGGGGCUGGAGGGGAGAUGUUACUUGCCCAAAGCCUCAACUGUCAAUGGCCACCAUCUUAAAGUCCUCACUCAUCCUCAGAAAAGGUACCAUUGGCAUCUAGAGGUACUAGGUUGAGGACCAUUUCUUGGGAGACAACUGCACCACCAUGGGUGAGACAGAUGUGCAUAGAAGGGGCAAAUAUGGGAAAGGUCAGCCAAGUCACUGUCACCCAAAUUGGAGGAAUACAAUAAAUUACAUGGAUUCUUGAUAAUUUCCUAGACAGGUUUAAGGACGUAGAGAAUCUGAAACCAUGCUUUACCUUGUAAAUCCAUUUAUGGUUGAUGUAAUCAACGGAGGUUGUCCAGUUCCCAAACCUGUUUUCAGACUCACCUGCUGUGGAAAUGGAACCAAUUCAGUUGCAGGGUUGCAAUCUACAGUUGAGUUCUGGAAGCAAGUUCCAGAAAUAAACUAUCUGAAGAAAAUUAGUGUCUUGACUCCACUCAGUUGCCAGGACAACAAUCUGCUGUGAAUCUCUUUUUUUGUAAUGAAGUUCGAAGCACUGUGCAAUCCUCACAAUAUGACAGCUAAUUCGUACUGCCUUGACAACAUAUCAGCCGGAUUUUAGACGACUCGCAGCAAAGAUGGAGACUCACAAUAUUUCUACAAGCGGUAAUAGCCAGUAAUAGCCUCUCAUUUACAAAUCGUUCUCCAUGUUUUGACCAGCUAUUUAGUCUUAGCCAAAGAAGUACCAUUAGCAAAAUCUGUUUUUACCCUUUGUUUUUAUUUUUGCUACUGUCAUGUAAGGUUAAUAAAAAUUCCAUGCAUGAUUAA